Messenger RNA from Raphanus sativus (radish), 2244 nucleotides. RefSeq lists its product as uncharacterized. The coding region runs from base 1106 to 1891 and encodes 261 amino acids. The transcript has 3 exons. Lineage: Eukaryota; Viridiplantae; Streptophyta; Magnoliopsida; Brassicales; Brassicaceae. The record is from RefSeq and is a predicted model, not a curated record.
CCUAAUGUUUACAUAAACCCGGAGGUGGAACCAGUGGACCUGGAAGAAAUAUAUCUUCUUAUUAAAGAUGCAACAACGAGUUUAUAUCAAAACUUGCUAAAUCUUUCGACCUUCGUCUACAAAUCAUUGCCUACUUUUGGUCUGAAUACAACCACCACUGCCGGUGCUGUGAAUCCCGAUAGCGAACCAGACACCUCACCGGUGUGAAAAGAAUGCUUUUGUUCCUUUAUUUAUUUAUUUUAAUUGGCUGGUUGUUGCUUUUAGAUUUAACUGUUUUAUAAAUCAGUUGUGUUCGUGGCAAACAUCGAAUUGUAUGAUAUUUGAUCAUGGUUUUGAUUUGACAUUGUUCUGGCUUUAAGUUGCAAAGUUUUUGUUCGUCUCCCUCAUAUAGACUCUUUUGUUGAGCAGCUCUAUUAUGUUUCAAUCAUCCGAACGACGAGAGCUUGAAAGUCUAGCCUUUUGUUUUUGUUAUUUUUUGACUUUUUGUUUGAAGUUACUAAUCACUACUCUUUACUAGUACCCUACUCUUGUUUUGCCUUUUGUUACUAAUCUUGAAUAUCUUGUUACAAAACUUGAUUUUUUCUGUCCUUACCAGCUUAAUGUUGAUCAGAUCCUCUGUAUCAUCAAUAUACUCUUUCAGCUGCAAACACAAGAUCAUAAUCAAAAUGAUGAAAACAAAAAGAAGAACAAAUGGCUUUCUUUGUUUUGGACAGCAAGUAAGUAGUGCCAAGACCAAUGUAUAUCAAGCCACGUGUUAAAAAGUCAAAUCUAUUGGAUGGAGCACAGUUUCUAAAAUAGACCAUGACACAGGAGAUCAACUUCUAAAGUGGUAAAAAACUAACAGAGAAAAAAAAAAACAGAAAGAGAAGCCGACAUGGCGCUAAACCCAGCCAAUGGGUUUGUUAAAAGUUUCCGAACUUUACGACAUACCUUUCGUUCUGUUAUCCCCCUCCCAGACAAGGAACAGAACCAAACCCUAGAUCCCCCUUUUCUUCAUCUUAGUUUUGUCUGAUAAGAAAAAUUCACAACUUAUCCAAAUGUGAAGAAGAAUCAUCACUGAAUCACGGUCUAGGUUCAUCGGAUAAAAUCAUUUUCCAGGUUUGUUAUGGGGUCAGAACAUGAUCACCAUGAAAACAAACAAGUUUCAGAAGAACCUUUAUUAGAAGAUAAAAAUGGAGAUGAUGAGCAUAAAAAGAUCCACUCAGAAACACAUUCAAGAUCCUCUUCUUUCUCCUCCUCAUCAUCAUCUUCCUAUUCAUCACCACCAAGACAUCUACCAGAGACAGAUUCACCUCCUGUUCAAGUAAUGGACAGGGAGGAUCAAGGAACAACGGACUAUGACCCGGACCGGAUCCCAUCUUCGGUUUUCGAGACAAGCAAAUCGAAUUUACAAGCUGAUUGGAGCUGCGCUUCGAACGAAUCUCUCUUUAGUAUUCAUAUAGGGAGAAACAGUUUCACUGUUGAUAUGAUGAAAUCUGGUGAGCUUUUUAAAUCAGGAGAGUUGCUAGCUUAUAGUCCUGAGCUUCCUAUGCCUCCUCCGCCAGGAAAAGAAUCAGACCCUUUAGUCGAGUCCUCCAAAGUUGUUGAUUCAGAUGAUGAUGACGAUGAGAAAGAACAGCCUCCUGCUGUUUCUUGGAAAACUCCUACAAAGUCUUACCGUUCUAACCGAAGCUCAAACAGCACGCAUUCCUUCUCUUUCCCCAUUUUAGCAGGAGCUGCAAGUGAUUCAGCAAGUGUAGAAACAGGGGAACAGAAGAAACAAGAAAAGCAAUCACAAGAGACAGAACAACCAGCAGAAGUAGAAAACCAGAAGCAGUCAACAAUGUGUGGUUGGUUCUCAUGGUUUCCUUCAUGUCCUUCGUGUUGUUCUUUACGUUCUCCAUGUUCUUGAAUUCGGUUUGCUUUGUGUGUUUACGAUUAGUUGACCCUCUUAACUGGUUGAGUAAAACCUGUUAAAUGGAAAAUCGAGUUAAGUUAUGUGUUAACAAAAGUAAAUUAGGUUUAACUAAAUUAAUCAAAUUGUUUAGGUUGGUGUGACCGUGUAAGAGAGCAAGGUAGACUCUCGGGUCUAUUGGAAAGUGUUUGUAGUUAAUGGCCAAGAGCUUUGAAACUUUGUGGGGUUAUGUGAGGUUACAUGAAGCAUAACUCUAGUUUCUCUCUGAGCCUCCGUUAAAACCGUUGUCUCCCGACUCAUUCCUAUUGUAUCAAUUAUUUAGCGCAGAAUAUUUCCUGCUAUUUUCAUUA